Messenger RNA from Penicillium nucicola, 762 nucleotides. RefSeq lists its product as uncharacterized. The coding region runs from base 1 to 762 and encodes 253 amino acids. Lineage: Eukaryota; Fungi; Ascomycota; Eurotiomycetes; Eurotiales; Aspergillaceae. The transcript has 2 exons. The record is from RefSeq and is a predicted model, not a curated record.
AUGCGAGUUCUUUUAUUAGGAGCAACCGGCACUCUAGGCUCCCGCAUCUUAUCAGCCCUCAUAAAAAGAGGCCACACAGUCUCUGUCUUCAUCCGAAACCCAUCAAAGCUCGCACCAGGUGUCCAAGACGAGAUCUUCAGUAUCGAGUGUGGAGACGCAACAAAGAGCUCCGAAAUCAAGGAGGCAGCUCUCCGCACCAAGUGCGAUGCUAUUGUAAACUCGGCUGGACUUGCGUCGGUCUCGCCGUGGGGUCGAAGUAGCCUACCUGAAAUCGUCGAUGCCGUUCUAUCGGCUGCGCAGGAAAUUGGUCGCGAGCGUGGAUCUCCUUUGAGGGUUUGGUUGCUUGCUGGUAUGGGUAUUUUGGAUAUUCCGACUCAGAAGUACAUGCUCGUGGAUUACAUUCAUGUCUUCCCAGAGCAUAUUCUGACGUGGGAGAAAGUUCAGGCCGUGCCGCGCGAGUUUGUUGCCUGGUCUGUCCUCGGUGCUGGAAUAAUGAAGCCCUCCAGUGCGAUCACUUAUCCGGUUCCGGAGGCUUCCUCUGUGGAAAACUUGCUGAUCUCUGCUCGCGUGCCGCCUGAAUAUUCGCUCAGGUUUCUUGGUGUGCCAUUGAUUGGAGGUUAUUUGAAUCUGUUAAGCCAGGUUCUGAACUACGGACCGACAACGCUUGAAGAUAAUGCUGAUCUUAUUGCAUAUGAUUUGUUGGAGGGAAUGGAUAGUCCGUGGAUAUUUCAAAAGGUUGGGGUGAAAGAGCGAAAGAAAUAA